GGAAAGCGUUCUUGCCAGUAGUGCGCGUGCGCAGACCGAGGAGCGCUGUGGCGAGUCCCGGGUCCGCGGAGUUCGGGUUCUCCCCGCGUGUUUCGGGCGGGAGGCCAGAAGAUGAGCACCAGGGCUUGGUGGCGUUUUCCUGCACUGCUGACCAGAACAUGCACAGUACCACGGGGACUUGGGCUUUGGGAGACGCUGGCACUGCUGUCCCCAGGAGUAGCCCCCACUGCAGUGCAGAUGGCCGGCAAGAAGGGCUGCCCAGCGCUGUGUCCCCUGGAUGAGAAUGAUCUGGAAGAGCAGUUUGUGAAGGGGCAUGGUCCAGGGGGCCAAGCCACCAACAAAACCAGCAACUGUGUGGUGCUGAAGCACAUGCCCUCCGGUAUCGUGGUCAAGUGCCACCAGACAAGAUCUGUUGAUCAAAACAGAAAGCUAGCUCGGAAAAUCCUACAAGAAAAAGUGGAUGUUUUCUAUAAUGGUGAAAAGAGCCCUGUUUACAAAGAGAAACGAGAGGCACAGAAGAAAAAGCAAGAAAGAAAAAAAAGAACAAAGGAAACUCUAGAAAAAAAGAAAUUACUGAAAGAACUAAGGGAGUCAAGUGAAAAUGUCACUGAGAAAAGAACUGCUGAUUCUGACUGAAUCUACAAGAAGUUUCCAUGGAGGUGGCGGCAGCCAGGCCUCUCUCCUAGUGAGUUUGCAACCUCAAGCUAGCACCCACACAGAUGAGAAGCCGCCAGUGAACGUCAGCUUGUGUGCUCAAGAAUAAAACUGUAGUGCUGGGAACAUGGCUUAGUGCCCCGGGUUCAAUUCCUCAGUACUAUAUAAAUGGAAAAAAAGGCUGAAGUGGCACUG
This is a messenger RNA of Dipodomys spectabilis (banner-tailed kangaroo rat), 849 nucleotides long. It is a transcript of the gene Mtrfr, whose product is annotated as mitochondrial translation release factor in rescue. Gene Ontology annotation, biological process: translational termination. The transcript is spliced from 3 exons. Bases 112 to 636 code for a protein of 174 amino acids. NCBI's taxonomy places the organism in Eukaryota, Metazoa, Chordata, Mammalia, Rodentia, Heteromyidae. The record is from RefSeq and is a predicted model, not a curated record. Gene Ontology annotation, cellular component: mitochondrion. Gene Ontology annotation, molecular function: translation release factor activity.